GCAGUUGUCAUGGUGACAGCUGGGGCAUAUGGAGGCUGUCUGAGCCUCGAGUAAAAUGCUAGUGUAGAGUGUUGGUGUGUGUACCUGACUGUAUAUAGCCCUGUGUGUGUAUGUUUGUGGCUUGGUUCUCACGGAAGAUUUUCUGAGUCAACCAGGGUCACAGGACACUGUGUGUGUGUGUGUGUGUGUGUGUGUCUGUGAGUAACAAGGUGAAUGGGAGCAGACAGUCUGGGCGGUGUGAGAAUUGAGGGCAUAUGCAUGGCUUAAAACCUCUGGAAGAAGGCGGAUGCUUAGUGCAUGCAUGCAUGUGUGUGUGUGCAGGUGUCUGUGUUUGUUUAUAUGUGACCGUGUGUAUGGACGUAAGCCGCUCGUAUGGGGAAUAUUAACUGGCCACGCCAACCGUUACCAGGAGAACCUGAGGUAACGGAUGGCCCUAUCCGUGAGGAGUCGGACAAGAAGAUUGAGGGGCCGCGCUCGCACCUCUCCUCCCUCAAGCUGUCCACCCUGAAGCUCAUGGACAAGUUCCACUCGCCCAAGAUCAAGCGCACGCCCUCCACCAAAGGCAAACCGCCUUCCCCAGAACCUCCGGCACCUGCCCCAGAGAAACCCGUCAACAAGAAGGUGUCCCGUCUGGAGGAGCAGGAGAAGGAUGUGGUGAGUGCGCUACGCUACUUCAAGGCUAUCGUGGACAAGAUGGCCGUCGACGCCAAAGUCUUGGAGAUGCUCCCUGGCUCGGCCAGCAAAGUCCUGGAGGCCAUCUUACCCCUGGUGCAGGGAGACAUCCGUUCACACAACAGCUCUGCCCUGUCCUCCUGUCAUAACCGCGUGUAUCAGAGUCUUGCUAACCUUGUGCGCUGGGCCGACGAUGUCAUGCUGAAGGGGAUUGACUUGAGCGACAAGGAGACCGUGUCCACGGUCACCACGAUGAUUAAAGCUGUGCUGGAUGGUGUGAAGGAGUUGGUCAAACUCACCAUUGAGAAACAGGAACAGCCUUCACCCACAUCCCUUAAACCUCCAGUGGCCAAAGCAGAGAGUGUGUGUGCACCUCUGCCAGAGCGGGACAUGACUCUGACAAAGACCACGCCUGUGACCACGCCCUCUGAGAUUUUGACGGACAUGUCGGAAGAGGAGGCUCCGCCCAAGCCACCCCUUCCAGGUCCUAAACUGGCUGAGCACAGUAUCCCGAUUCUCCCCCCUAAGAAGCGUCAGUCUGUGCCCUCGGCCACACUCAUCGCCGUGGUAGCGCCCAUGAGCCGAGCGGCCAGUGGGAGGAGCCUACCGCCCGGAGCCUUCAAACAGUUACAACAGCAGGACCAGGAGGCCGAGCUUCUGCAGAGACGGUUAUCGGCAGACAGCCAAUCGUACAGCAGCGACUCCCCGUGCCUGUCGUCCUGCGGCAUCAUGGGUAAACUGAGCCAGUCGGACGAGCAGCUGUCAGCACCGGAGAGGGACAGUGGGCAGUGCUCCCGAAACACCAGCUGUGAAACACUGGAUGGUUACGAUCCUGACUACGACUUCCUGCAUCAGGACCUGUCCGUGUUGGAGUCCCUCCCUCCUCUGCCCUUCCCCGUGCCGGGGGGGUCCCUGAGCCCCCUCCCUGAGUGUCUGAGCGAGUGCGGCUCCCCCCCUCCCGGUCCCCCGCCCCUCCCGCCCCUGCGCUCCUGCCCCCCGCCGACCCUCCCACAGAAGAAGCGCCGCAGCGUGCCAAUCAUCUCCACCCAGGGCCUGUACCUCUCGCACCAGCUCUGCCUUAGCCAAUCGGAGGAGUGGGACGAGCCAGAUCGGCCGCCCACGCCCCCCUUCCCCCUGCUCACGCCCCUCUCGCCCAUGCCCCUCCUCAACGGGGGCGUGUUCACCAGUCAGUACUCGCACGUGCACACACCGGGGGGCACGUACAUCGACAGCCCCCCACCCCUCCCAGAGAAGAAGAGCCGGACGAUCAUGCAGUACAUGCAGUUUAUGGAGGACUACUCGGAGCCGCAGCCGUCCGUCUUCUACCAGACGCCCCAGAGCGAGAGCAUCUACGAGCACCGCCAGCGCCGCCUGCAGGAAGUAUGCGGCCUGGGCGAGAGCUUCGCCGGCGAGCAGACACACUCGCUCACACACACGCGCCCCCCUCCACCCGCCCUGCCUCCCAAACAGAGGCAAAUGAGUGAAAGUGCAAUUGAUGAGGGAGGAGAGGGGGAAUACGUUAACCUGUACUCCAAUGGAAACAACACACCCCACUCGGCUCCAGUGAGCCUAACAGACGAUGUGCUUCAGAGUCCCAGCCCAAGAUUGUCCUCAUCAAGUAGCAGAGGGACACUGACCAAAGAGAGGGCUAUGGACUUGGAGGAUGUUGAUGAGCUCUCCCUUAUUGACCACAAAGACAUCAUGAGCCUCAUCACACACAAACAAGAGAGGGAUGAUGGGCCUGAUGUAAGGGCUGGCUCCGUGGACAUUUUGUUAGUCCAUGCCACAGAGACCGACCGCAAAGAUCUGGUGGUGUACUGUGAGGCGUUUCUGACCACAUACAGAACCUUCAUCGCGCCAGAGGAACUCAUCAAAAAACUACACUACAGAUAUACCCGCUUCUGCCACAGUCCUGACACCUUUAAGAAGCGAGUCAGCAAGAACACGUUCUUCGUGCUGGUGCGCGUCGUAGACGAGCUGUGUCAUGUGGAGCUGACGGAGGACAUCCUGUGUCAGCUGAUGGAGCUGGUCUUCCAGCUGUUGUGUAACGGCGAGCUGAGCCUGGCCCGCGUGCUGCGCUCCAACAUCCUGGAGAAGGUGGACCAGAAGAGGCUGCAGAGGCACAUCCUCUCGCACCCACCGCUGUCUGCGCGCAUGGUCUCCGCCAGGCCAGGCACUCUCCAUGAUUUCCGAAGUCAUGAGGUUGCUGAUCAGCUCACGCUUCUGGAUGCAGAGCUCUUCUAUAAGAUUGAGAUCCCCGAGGUUCUUCUUUGGGCAAAGGAACAGAAUGAGGAGAAGAGCCCAAACCUGACACAGUUUACAGAGCACUUCAACAACAUGAGCUACUGGGUGCGCUCCGUCAUUAUACAGCAGGAGAGAGCCCAGGACAGAGAGAAACUGCUGCUGAAAUUCAUCAAGAUCAUGAAGCACUUACGAAAGUUGAAUAACUUCAACUCGUACUUGGCCAUCCUGUCGGCUCUGGACUCUGCACCAAUCAGACGUCUCGAAUGGCAGAAGCAGACCUCUGAGGGAUUGGAAGAGUAUUGCACAUUGAUUGACAGCUCGUCAUCAUUUCGAGCGUACCGUGCAGCUCUGGCUGAUGUGGAGCCUCCCUGCAUUCCCUAUCUUGGGCUGAUUCUCCAGGACCUGACCUUUGUUCACCUGGGCAACCCCGACCUGGUCGAGGGGAAGGUCAACUUCUCAAAGCGCUGGCAGCAAUUCAACAUUCUGGACAGCAUGAGACGCUUCCAGCAAGUUCAUUACGAGCUGAAGCGGAACGAUGACAUCAUCUCGUUCUUCAACGAAUUCACGGACCACCUGGCGGAGGAGGCGUUAUGGGAGCUCUCGCUCAAAAUCAAGCCCCGCAGCAAGAAGAUCCGCGAGGAGAAGACGACCUAGAACUCUGGGACUGGAACCCUAGAACACCCCCCCCCCCCCCCCCCACACACAC
Molecule: messenger RNA, 3622 nt
Organism: Clupea harengus (Atlantic herring)
Lineage: Eukaryota; Metazoa; Chordata; Actinopteri; Clupeiformes; Clupeidae
Gene: rapgef1b
Product: Rap guanine nucleotide exchange factor (GEF) 1b
Exons: 24
Coding region: 373-3570 (1065 amino acids)
Biological process (GO): Ras protein signal transduction
Cellular component (GO): plasma membrane
Molecular function (GO): guanyl-nucleotide exchange factor activity
Source: RefSeq, a predicted model, not a curated record